AAACAAAUUAUGAAAAUGUGUUUGUUUUCAGUGUUGUUGUUGUGUACGUGUGACCAACAACGGUAUGGAUCGUAAUUAUGGGAUAUUAUGAUUCCGGCGGGUACAGAGGAGGACCAUGUUGUUUACGGUGGCGCUGCUGGUGGUGACGCUGGUGACGGCGGCCUGGUUGUACUCCAAGUACUGUCAUAACUACUGGGCGGCACGCGGGGUGGUCACUAUACCAGGAUACAUUCCCUUCCUUGGCCACAGCCACAAGCUCUAUAGAACGUCCUACCCAAGAUGGCUGUACAUUGAUGAGGUAUACAAGAAUCUUGCUGAAUCUAAGUUCUGUGGGUACUACGAGCAACUUACACCCACUUUCAUGCUGAUGGACCCUGAACUAGUAAAGACUAUCCUCAUUAAAGACUUUGAUCACUUUGUUGAUCGCCGGCACAUUCGUUUGACCUCAAAGAGGGACGGGGUGUUUACGGAAAUGCUGACAACCAUAAAUGGGGACCACUGGAAGGGCAUCCGCUCGGUGGUGUCCCCCACCUUCAGCUCCGGCAGGAUGAAGGGGAUAUUCCCUUUGGUGGCGCUGAAGGCUGAUGCUCUGGUAGAUUAUAUACACAGACAAAUAAAAAGCCACUCGGCUCUCCCACUUCAGAAAACCUUUGCUUUGUUUGCCCUGGAAGUCAUCUCGUCUUGUGCCUUUGGGAUGGAGACAAAUGCUUUUGAAUGUGGAGGAGAAACAACCUUUAAUGUUAUGGUGGAAAAACUAUUCGCUGUAUCUUUUUUCCGUAAGAUAAAGUUGUUUCUGUACCUGUUAUCUCCAAGGAUUACCUCAUUUUUUAAGAUCAGCUUGACCGCGCCUGAGAUAGUCUUCUUCGAGAACGUCAUUAUGGAGACAAUGAAGCAGAGAGAAAAAGGCGGAAAGCGCGGCGACUUCCUGGACCUGAUGAUGGAGGCUCGUGAGGACCAGAAGGACCCCAACUUGAAGGCCCCAAAAUACCCACUGAAGGACGCUACUAUUGUGGCCAACUCCAUAUUAUUCAUCCUAGCCGGGUACGAAACCACGGCCACCACCCUCUCCUUCGUCGCCUUCCUUCUGGCUCAGCACCCCGAGCAACAGCAGCGCCUGCGACAGGAACUGGAAAACAUUGUCAAGGAAUAUGGAACACUCACCUACCAAGGCAUCAUGGAGGCCAAGUUUCUCGAUGCUUGCAUAUCAGAGACAUCAAGGGUGCACCCCACGGCCCAUUACUUGGAGCGGAUGUGCACCAAAGACUACAACCUCCCAGGUACUGAUUUGAUCAUCCCAGAGAAGACCAUAGUAAGCAUCCCAAACUGGAGCCUCCACCAUGACCCUCAGUACUGGUCUGACCCAGAAGUCUUCAGGCCAGACCGAUUCCUGCCAGAGAACAAAGACAAAGUUAAGAGUGGUACUUAUCUUCCCUUCGGUCUUGGUCCGAGGAACUGUAUUGGAAUGCGGUUCGCCUUGAUGGAGACCAAGUUGGCGCUGGCGAAGACUUUCCUGGAGUUUGAGGUGAGCUGCGCACCUGGCCAAGAGCAGAUGGAGUUUGCUAAAGAAAUUAGAAUCAUGAAACCUUCACCAGACAUGAAAAUCGUCUUCAAGCCGUUGAUCAACUGUGAACAAGAACUGGCACGGAGAGACUGUGACUUCUCCCACACUGUUGCGAAGGAGGAGCAGUGAUGUAGAGGAGGAGGAACAGUGGUGUAGAGAAGGAGGAACAGCGGUGUAGAGAAGGAGGAACAGCGGUGUAGAGGAGGAGGAGCAGUGAUGUAGAGGAGGAGGAGCAGUGAUGUAGAGGAGGAGGAACAGUGGUGUAGAGAAGGAGAAGCAGUAGUGUAGAGGAGGAGGAACAGUGGUGUAGAGAAGGGGGAACAGUAGUGUAGAGAAGGAGGAACAGUAGUGUAGAGGAGGAGAAACACUGGUGUAGAGAAGGAGGAACAGUAGUGUAGAGGA
Messenger RNA from Homarus americanus (American lobster), 1963 nucleotides. RefSeq names its product cytochrome P450 3A2-like. Gene Ontology annotation, molecular function: iron ion binding; monooxygenase activity; heme binding. The transcript is spliced from 7 exons. NCBI's taxonomy places the organism in Eukaryota, Metazoa, Arthropoda, Malacostraca, Decapoda, Nephropidae. The record is from RefSeq and is a predicted model, not a curated record. The coding region runs from base 116 to 1690 and encodes 524 amino acids.